AUGCGAGAACAAGACUUGAAGGACAUUUUUUCAAUUCUUUUGAUUAAAUUGGAUUUAAAAGAGGUCCCCAUUGAAACCUCGUCAAUGACUUCCUUUUUGAGGAAAAGGGAGUAUCCUUAUCUGUUUUCAGCAGACAGAGCUUUGCAGGUGAUGCAGGAUUUAGAUUUGGUGAUUGACUUGAAAAAGGCUCGCACGGUAUUCAAAUACGACAUCAAUAAUCAAUUGGGAUUGGACUUUCUAAGUCGAUUUUACGACGCGAAACUUUUGCAUUGUCCAACUGAUAGAACGAGAAUGGAGUUAAAGUUAGGGCUUACUGUUCAACCGACUCCCAAGGGAGUUGCAAUUCUCGUUAAUUUUCUUUCUAGAUCGGGAAUAGAGUUGACGAGAUGGCCCUCUAUAACAUUCAGUUCUUUGAAUACUAUGGAGUUGUUUUAUUUUGAUCGUCGUGGUGCUUCGGAUAAAAUUCUCUACUCCAAUUACUUGCUUUACCUUGUAUUUGUACGACUUAUGGGGAAUAAACUACACAUUUGGUCUCCCAGAUCUGCUCCGCAAUUGGUGUACUAUCCUUGUCUCGCAAACGCAGGGUAUCUGACAGACCGACUGUUAAGUGUCUCAACGGAUGGUGAAGAAGUAGUCGAAGAGGAUGAAGAUAUCUUUGAUGGUCUUGGUGAGGGGGGACUGAAAAUCCCAAAAGCGGAGUUUCACUCGUAUUUUCAUUUUGGUGCUACAGAAGAUUCUCUAGAUUCAUCAUCUAGCAGUUCAGAAGGUUCGAAAAAAACUCUGAACCUGCUGGAUUCACAUUCUAAACCUGACCCCAACAAGAAACAGAAUCAAAGCAACAGGACUACCAUUCAUGGCUCCUUUACCGUUAGUCCAUUUCACCAUCGAUACUUUACUAAUCCCGAGUCAGACUCUCAUAUCCAGUACUAUGUUUCUAACACCGGAGUACGUCUUUUUGAAGACAAAUGGUUUCAAAAUGAGCACGGUAAAACGCUAAAGAGCAAUGUGUGUGUCUCAGGAAAAGCCAUAUGCCAAUGGCUAUGUGAUUGUACUGACAUAAUGUACCCUAGACAAGCUGGAGAUGUUGCUGAGCUAUUGGUUAGAGCCAAGUUGCUAAAACCCAUCUCACUACCUUCAACAUCAUCACGUGAAAGGUCAAAGCAUGUCAUGGAUGAUCGGAAUGCCCUCUAUUGCCUUACAGACUUUGGAAUGAGGACUGUUCAGUGGCAGACAACCAAGCUUGAACUUGAGGAGGUCACUGAUGAUUUCACCAGUCUUGCCUUGAGCUUGAUUAUCAAGGGACGUCCCGAAUCUACCACCAAGAUUGUUCCAAAAUAUGUCACAGAAACGCUGAAGACUUUGGAAGACAUUAUGAAAGAUCCAGGUAUGAGACAUUUAUUCAAAAAGCAUUUAGAAGCUGAAUAUUGCUGUGAGAAUCUAGAUGCCUAUUACGAGUUGAAACGACUAGAGAAAGCGGUUCAGUCAUUACAUAAGAUGAUUAAUGAAGAGCUCAACAGUGAUAAGAACACUAUGUGGGACGUUAUCAAUGCUGCCAACCAAUGUCUAGCAUUGGCUUACAGAAUCUACUUUAUCUAUAUUGCUAGUGAUGCUCCAUUCACAUUGAAUAUCGGACACGACUCUCGGAUUUCAAUAGACAAGAUCUUAGUGGAAAGUAAAGAACUGCCUUAUCUUCAAACACCUGUGGCCGAGAUGCACUUUGACUUCGAUACAAUGAAGGUUGAAACUCCCAAUAAGAAAGAGGAAACAGUUAAGAGCCCCGCAAGAGUACAUUUAAAAGACCAAAAAUUUGAACCUGAAUUCAAUGAUAUCACUGACCAAAUCACCUACAGAGAAACGGCUACAUUCUAUGGUUAA
Molecule: messenger RNA, 1875 nt
Organism: Lizanozyma spartinae
Lineage: Eukaryota; Fungi; Ascomycota; Pichiomycetes; Serinales; Debaryomycetaceae
Gene: SST2
Product: GTPase-activating protein
Exons: 2
Coding region: 1-1875 (624 amino acids)
Biological process (GO): intracellular signal transduction
Source: RefSeq, a predicted model, not a curated record